This is a messenger RNA of Morus notabilis, 1017 nucleotides long. Its product is annotated as maf-like protein DDB_G0281937. The record is from RefSeq and is a predicted model, not a curated record. Gene Ontology annotation, molecular function: nucleoside triphosphate diphosphatase activity. The transcript is spliced from 9 exons. The coding region runs from base 121 to 720 and encodes 199 amino acids. NCBI's taxonomy places the organism in Eukaryota, Viridiplantae, Streptophyta, Magnoliopsida, Rosales, Moraceae.
UCCUCUUUCAUUUUCCCUGUUUUAUUGGAGCGAUAGCCCUUCGCCAUCAAGUAAAAAAGUUGCUAACUUGCGCAAUCUGUCUGAACAAAGCAGAAACCUGAAAAGGGCCCGGAGCCAACGAUGUCGUUCCAGAUAAUAUUGGGUUCGGCAUCAAUGGCUCGCCGACAGCUUCUUAAGGAGAUGGGUUACGAGUUCAGUUUAAUGACUGCAGACAUAGAUGAGAGAAGUAUAAGGAAGGAAAAGCCAGAAGAAUUGGUAAUGGCUCUAGCUGAGGCAAAAGCAGAUGCCAUAAUUUCAAGGCUCAAAAGUAGAGGUCAAUUGGAAGAAAGUACCGAGGAAAAACUCUUAAUUACGGCAGACACUGUGGUUGUAUCCAAAGGGAUGAUCAGAGAAAAACCGUCCAGUAAGGAAGAAGCGCGGGAUUUCAUCAAAGGCUAUUCUGGUAGUCAAGCAGCCGUUGUGGGAUCCGUACUAGUAACCAAUCUUAAAACAGGAAAAAGGAAAGGAGGAUGGGAGAGAGCAGAGGUUUAUUUUCAUGACAUACCAGAUGAAGUUAUUGAUACCCUGGUAGAAGAGGCAAUCACGCUCAAUGUUGCUGGAGGUUUGACACUGGAAAAUCCAUUGAUAUUGCGGUUUGUAGAAGCAGUGAUUGGAACAGGUGAUGCAGUUAUGGGACUUCCGAAAGCUCUUACAGAAAGGCUCAUUCAGGAAGCACUUUAGCUUCUGUAGAUACGAAUCUGCCUCAUUCAUCUUGGAAAUGAACCCUAAAUGGAUUGUCACAUAGAAGAUUGUUUUUUUCUUUUUCUUUUUUUGCCAGUGACAUAGAAUAUUGCUUGAUUAGAUCACAAAUUUAUUUAGUAAGUUGAACAAUGACUGUGACUGUAACCCCAACAGCAUCACAAGUUUUGGUAAUGAUAUCAAUCAAAAGUGAUUUUGUUUAAUACUUGAUAGUAUUCAUGGUGAAAAAUUUUAGGUCAUCCAAGUUUGUCAGGCUCUUGAUUCAGAAGAAGUGGUAGA